AUGCGCACCGCCAUCCAUCGCAGGGCCGUCAAGGUCGUCCAGGUCACCAGCAAUGCGCUCGCCCUCGUCAACGCCACGACAGAGGUGUUGCCCUUCCUCCCCAUUAGCGUACAACAGAGUACUAGAAUUUCUAGUACAGGAAGUGAUAGCACUUGUGUGUUUUGCCACCACCGGCUUGAUGAAGUUAUGUCCAAACUGAAAGAUCCAGAUGCGGAGUUUGAGAUAAUUCAAAUUCUCAUCAAGGAGUGCAAUAAGAUCGAAGGUCAUGUCCAGCAGUGCAAGAGAUUGGUCCUCCAAUACAUUCCCCUUAUCAUGGUCAAUGGCGAGAAGUUCCUUGAGAAGAAUAAUGAUGUGUGCGUACAAGCGUGUAUGAAUGUAACUGUGUGGAUGUAAUAAAAGAAUAGAAAAAAAAUUGAUUUCUUUUUUUGUAUUUUAA
Panicum virgatum (switchgrass) is the source of this 436-nucleotide messenger RNA. RefSeq lists its product as uncharacterized. The transcript has 5 exons. The record is from RefSeq and is a predicted model, not a curated record. The coding region runs from base 1 to 393 and encodes 130 amino acids. Lineage: Eukaryota; Viridiplantae; Streptophyta; Magnoliopsida; Poales; Poaceae.